CUUUGGUGCUCAAUGAACUCAAACACAGAUAAGUGUCAUCAUCCUCCAUAUGUUUAUAACAGUUCAUCAAACACCAAAUCAGACUUUGAGUUCACUGGAGACGACAAAUCAGACUGUACUUUAUUAAUCCACAAUGUACAGUUCAGUUAUUCUGGAGUCUAUAAAUUCAGAUUUAUAACUGAUGUGACUGGUGGCAGAUGGACAGGAGACCCUGGAGUUACUCUACAAGUUACAGAUUUAAAGGUGUCACUAAUCAGACUCAGUGGAAACGGAACCUUUAAACCAGGAGACUCGUUAAAUCUGACGUGUGAUGUGACCUGCACACAAAGUUCCUCACAGUUUGUGUGGUCUAAGAACAACGAGCUCUUACCUGAAUCAGGAGCCGUUCUUCACUUUCCUGCUCUGACCCUGAGGGAUUCUGGGAAAUACACCUGCACUUGGAAAACCAGCACGACAUCAGGAUCUAAAACCAUCAGCCUUCAGGUCGAGGAUAAAAAUCUUCUUUUAUGGCCAAUUUGUAUCAUUGUUUUGGUGGCAACUGGACUGAUUUUGGUUUUUGUGAUUCACAGCAGGAGAUGUGUCCAUUUUGUGCAGCUGAAGAAGGACGAUUCAGAAACCUUCACUAAAGUUCAACUCAGUGGAAACGGAACCUUUAAACCAGGAGACUCGUUAAAUCUGACGUGUGAUGUGACCUGCACACAAAGUUCCUCACAGUUUGUGUGGUCUAAGAACAACGAGCUCUUACCUGAAUCAGGAGCCGUUCUUCACUUUCCUGCUCUGACCCUGAGGGAUUCUGGGAAUUACACCUGCACUUGGAAAACCAGCACGACAUCAGGAUCUAAAACCAUCAGCCUUCAGGUCGAGGAGCCUCUGAUUAUCUGCCGUUUUAGCACUUCACACUUCUUUGGCCACUGA
Messenger RNA from Silurus meridionalis, 915 nucleotides. RefSeq lists its product as uncharacterized. The coding region runs from base 13 to 915 and encodes 300 amino acids. The record is from RefSeq and is a predicted model, not a curated record. Lineage: Eukaryota; Metazoa; Chordata; Actinopteri; Siluriformes; Siluridae. The transcript has 6 exons.